AUGUCGGAAGAGCUCACCUACGCUGAGGUCGCCAAACACGCGAGCAAGAAGGACCUCUGGCUUGUCAUCCAUGACAAGGUCUACAACUGCACUUCCUUUGUCGAUGAGCAUCCGGGCGGUGAAGAAGUCCUCCUCGACGUCGGCGGUCAAGACGCGACAGAAGCAUUUGAAGAUGUUGGACACUCGGACGAAGCACGUGAGAUCCUGGACGGCCUGCUCGUUGGCGACGUGAAGCGAGCUCCUGGCGACCCUGCCCCCAAGUCCGGUGCCACUGAUAAAAUCGCCGCUGGCCCUGGAGGACGAUCUGACUCCGGCCCUGGAUUGGGCAUCGCCAUGUACGCCGUGGUCCUGGUGGGAGCCGCGUUUGCAUACUUUGGAUACACCUACAUGCAGAGCCAAGAAAACAAAUAG
Molecule: messenger RNA, 411 nt
Organism: Capronia coronata CBS 617.96
Lineage: Eukaryota; Fungi; Ascomycota; Eurotiomycetes; Chaetothyriales; Herpotrichiellaceae
Product: cytochrome-b5 reductase
Exons: 2
Coding region: 1-411 (136 amino acids)
Biological process (GO): sterol biosynthetic process
Cellular component (GO): intracellular membrane-bounded organelle; endoplasmic reticulum membrane
Molecular function (GO): heme binding
Source: RefSeq, a predicted model, not a curated record